AUGGUUGAGUGCAAAGAAAUUAUUCAGUACGGUGGGAAACAUCUAACGAUGUUGUUAUUUUACUUAUUUUGUAUUUUUUUAAAUUCCGUUUACUCUCAGCCUUCAAAUGGACUUCAUGGAGGUCCUAUAGAAGCCGAGUGCUUGUCGUUUAUGAGUAGAGAACGCAUAUGGGUGCCCGUGGCGUUAGACGAAGUCAUCGGACCGAUGGGUGGUCCUAGUAACAAUCCAAUUAGUUUAGCAAGACACCAUAUUAUACCCGUCAGGACUCUGCGAAGUUUCUUUGAUACAGCAGUUAGAGAAAAUCAUGAAGGAAACGUUGAAUUGGCUGGUCUUAUGAGUUUAAUGGGAUUCCUUUCUGAUGAUGCCCUAAAUCAAUAUGGAGAAACUAACGCUCUAAACAGGUACAUAAGAUCAGAUCUGGAAGCAAUGAGAGAUUUACAAAGCUAUUAUAUUGAUCAAGAAUUUGAAUUGAAUAACCCACCCGUGGACAUUUUAUUCAGUGCAGAUUAUUUAGUUCGUUCAGUAUUCCAGUGGAUUCCAGCGAAUAUUUUUAUAGGGCCAGCCCCACAACUGAGAUCAGAUGAUCCUGGAGAUGCUUUUGAAGUUAACUCCAGGCAUAUUAUAGGUGAAGAAGCUUAUCAACGUUUGGUAACAAUUAAUAGAAUGAUGGAAAGUUAUGUCCAAACAAGAGAACGGGCAACAUAUAAUGAAGUGAUAGAGCUACUUGCAGAAAUCUCACGUGGAAGGGACGUACCUUAUCCAUUCGAUCGUUCCCAGUGGAUAUUUGAAAACAAUAGAUAUAGAAUUAAUACAAACCCCCAUAAUCGUAAAAGAAGGGAUGCUGAAAAUAUACCCUUGAUAAAUGAUGAUCCAUAUUGUUUGAAGCCGUUGGAAUUAAUUAAAAUGAGUAUGCAUGAGGAAAAUUUAAUAAUUGUAUCUGAAGUACUUGACAGAGCUAUAAAGCAUAAAGGGUUUUACAGCAAAGACUAUGGUUCUUGGAAGGAUUGGUAUGCUGAUUCUACUUGGAAAUUCGGUAUCUAUGGUGAUGGUCUCAGUAUGGCCGGCGAAGGAUGGGUUUAUGAUCCAUAUGGCUAUAAGUUUAAUGAUAAUUCAUUUGCUGUUGGCAUUCUUGGCAUAGAUGCGAGGGGUAAAAGUGAUAACUGGGUUAAUCUGUCUCAUGAUUUUACGAAUACAGAAGAAAAAAGAGAUUAUGCUGGUCAAGUGUACUUUGACAAGAACGGAAGGCCUGUAGCUAUUGUUAUAACAUCCCUUCAAUGGGCAGAUACGGGUUCCGGAUGGUCUUUUAUUUACAAUAAUGAAAAGUGGGAAUACGAGAGCACUGAUUCUUGGGAUGAAAGAAGGUUUGCUGGCAGAACCGAGUCCCUCGAUUCCACUGCUCCUAAAUUUGUUAUGUCGUAA
This is a messenger RNA of Danaus chrysippus (African queen), 1419 nucleotides long. The record is from the annotation of a GenBank genome assembly. Lineage: Eukaryota; Metazoa; Arthropoda; Insecta; Lepidoptera; Nymphalidae.